AUGGGAAAUAUUCAGAAUUCACCAUAUUUGCUUCAAAAAGUGCUAUUUAUCCAAAAAUAUUCUCAAAAGGCCCACGUAACACACUCGAGCAUUUCCUCGUCCUCAAUUUCAGUUUGCCUACCAAAUCUUUGUGACACCGAGUUUGGGAUUGAGAGCAAGGAUCUUUCUGAUCUAAUGAGAAGCACCACGGAGUUUGUAAUUGAAGAUGGCGUUCUAAAGUACAGCUUUGAAAGUACUGUUGGUGAUAAGAUGGCUAAAAUUUGUAAGAAGAUUGAACUUAUAAGCUUAAAUUACACAUUUGAAUUUGAAAAUCCGAUAUUAACUGCAAAAGUUCCCAUAUUCAAGUGCAUAUCAAUAGACAAUACCUUUAUAAUCUUUUCAAAAAACAAGUUGCUACUCCAGACAAGUGGAUAUGUCAAGACAAGAAAUGUUCUUGAUGCACAGAGGGUUGAUGGGGUUGACUGUUUUGAGAUAUGUGUUUCUGGAAAAGACCUGAAAAUAGUAGAAGAGCUUGGCACGGACUUAGUCCUGUGCUGCUAUCAAAACUGCAUAGUUGUAUUUAGCUUUGAAAACGAUAUUAGCACUGCUGUAGUGGUGAGAAAUGUCUGA
Vittaforma corneae ATCC 50505 is the source of this 609-nucleotide messenger RNA. RefSeq lists its product as uncharacterized. Lineage: Eukaryota; Fungi; Microsporidia; Nosematidae. The transcript has a single exon. The coding region runs from base 1 to 609 and encodes 202 amino acids. The record is from RefSeq and is a predicted model, not a curated record.